Molecule: messenger RNA, 3971 nt
Organism: Pimephales promelas (fathead minnow)
Lineage: Eukaryota; Metazoa; Chordata; Actinopteri; Cypriniformes; Leuciscidae
Gene: msl2a
Product: MSL complex subunit 2a
Biological process (GO): protein ubiquitination
Cellular component (GO): MSL complex
Molecular function (GO): ubiquitin protein ligase activity
Source: RefSeq, a predicted model, not a curated record
CUGGAGGACGUGUUUAAUUCCAAGCGCUCUUUUACUCUUGUUUGGUAUUGUUCCUCUCAGUCAGGAUGCAAAAGUUAACAGAGGAAUAAUAAGCAACUGGCUAUAGCACGGGCUAAUGUAUGGGAAUAUCUUGCAAAGUAGGGAAUUCAGUUGAAUAUUAUAUAAACAAAUUGCAUUCGUUAGUGAGAGAAAAGCUCUCUUAUUCACCAACCCGAAGAAAAGUGCAGCCAGUAUUAGCUAGCUAGCGAACUAGCAAGCAAGCGAAGUGUGUGGUUUGUUCAGUUAAACUGUAAAUAACCGCUUGGGUUGAUCAUUUCAAAGGAUUAUACUUUUUGUGCAACGGAUUUUCUUCUUCUUUUUUCUAUUUGUUAUUUGUGGACGGAUUAUUCGCUGAGCUCGUGUCGCCGACUGUACACCUCUGGCCUGUUGUGCUUCUCUCUGAAAUGCUGUUUAUCGCCCAGUCCUUCAUCUCUGUGUACUUUAUCACUAACGUGCAGCGCCAUUCAUAUUGAGGAAAAGUUAAUCCGGAUCUGACACUAAUGGAAGGCAGACUAUAGUCUGUGUAGACUUCGUUUACAGCAUCUGGAGGAUCAUCGAAACACCGACAUGUUAACAAGCAGACGACUCAAAGCCGCUCAUCUGCUUGCGAGUCAUGUCAAAUUACACUCUUUGUUUGAGCCGUUGGGUCAAGCCUGGUUGAUUGUGUUCUCCCCGUUAUUCUGCUUCGGGAGUCAGUUUAUCAGUCGCUCUCAGUAGUUGAUCAGCCCGUUCCUCUUGUCCUGCUAUUGACUGAAGUCGCUGAGAUGAACCCGGUAAACGCCACCUCGCUGUACGUAUCGGCGUGUCGCUCUCUUCUGCAGUGCGACCCGAAGGAUUCGGAGUCAUACGAAGGGCUGUUCAACGUCCUGCCUUUCUUUAGAGACUCCCUAUCCUGUCUGGUGUGUGGAAAUUUGCUUCAGGAGCCGCUUGCUCCAAAAGACUCCUCCUGCCAGCACUGUGUUUGCAAGGCUUGCAAAGGCAAGAAAAUGCUAUUGAAGCCAUCCUGCAGCUGGUGUAAAGACUAUGAGCAAUUUGAGGAGAAUAAACAGCUCCAGAUUCUGAUCGACUGCUACAGGAGUCUCUGCGAGUGUGUCUCGGUGUGCGUCAUGACAGAGCAGAGUGCCUUGGGGGUCAAAGGUUACACUGAGGUCAAGAAGAUGCUGGAAGAGGUGUUGGGGGUGAAGCAGGAACAAGAAGAGUUUAGUUCCGUCAAAGACGCUGCAUAUGUUCCUCAUCUCAAAAUUGAGACAGACUCAGAAAACUCUGCUGACAUCAAACCCUCUGAGCAGAUCCCAGCUGAGCUAGAGGCCCCCGAGCCAGUCAGUGCAGACAAACCUCUGAGAUCUAACUCAGAACUACUCAUGAAUUCUGUCACUGUUAACGCUGUAAAGUGCAAAGUUAGUCAAGACGAAAGCGCUGAAUCCUUGCACCUCAGUGCGGAGAACAUAAGGAUCCUCGAGGACCUUGAAUCUGACAUUGCGAGCAAGGGGGUGUCUUGUGAACUGACUGAAUCAGUAGCAGAGCUAUGUCAGCACUCACAAACCAGCGACGCCCUUACGCCAGGACAGCCUCAGACGUGCCUCGCCGCAGCCCACAGAAAAGUGCGCCUGAGCCGAAAGCGCUCUCGCUCUGAGAGUGACCGUGAGAUGCUCCAACCUUUGCCCAUCACCAGCCUCAUCCAGGGGCCAUCGGUAGCGGCCACAGCUCCGUCGAAAACAGCAUCUGAACUGAAAGCACCCUCCCCGCCGGUUGUCGUGGUCACUAAUGGAUGCGUUUUGAAGGUCAACAAGGCCGUGCUGGAUUCAACUAAAAAUAUCCAGAUAAACACAGACCUGGCUAAUAAGAAGGUUCAGGUCAAGUCUAAAGUGGCCGUCCCGAAAGCGAAGGGCAAGCCGAAGGACAGACUGCUCUCGGCUAGCGUGUUGCCAGGCCAGCCUCCCAAAGUCGUAUACAAAAAGACGCAAGAGAAAAAAGGCUGCAAGUGUGGACGAGCCACCCAGAAUCCAAGUGUUCUUACCUGCAGGGGUCAAAGGUGCCCCUGCUACUCCAACCGUAAGGCCUGUUUGGACUGCAUCUGCAGGGGCUGCCAGAACUCGUACAUGGCCAACGGGGAGAAGAAGCUGGAGGCUUUUGCCGUGCCUGAAAAAGCCCUGGAGCAGACCAGGCUCACUCUCGGCAUCAACCUCACCAGUAUUUCGGUCAGAAACACUGGCACGAACGCUGCUGGGGUCCUCAGCCUGUCCGCGGGCUCGCCCAUGGCCUCUUUUCUCACGUCCAGCGCCGAUGAGGACCAGAGUUUUGAAGAUGCUCUCGAGAUGCAUUUUGACUGUUGAUAGCUGUCCUGCUACUGAUAUCUCUCACAUAGUGGUUGAUUCGAAACAGAAGUUGUUUGCCAAAACUCUUGUCCUGUGGUUUUUCAUGUUCAACAUCAACCACACACACACACUGCUGUAAUAGAAAGUUACUGUGAAGCUGAGCUUUAUGGCAUAUUUUGUUUUUAUUUUGAAGGACCUGUAUGCUUCUGCAUGACUGUUGUAGUCACAAUGAACUAAGGAUCUGAUAAACAUCUGCUUUUUUUUUUUUCUUUAAAUGUUCGAUGACCCAAACCUUAAAAUGAAUUCCACAGGUAUUUGUGAUACAUUUGUCUGCUAACACGUGUGGCUCAUUAUAAACUCUCCCAAAGCUAUUCAAUGAUUAACAUUUGUUUACAUUCUGUGGUGACUUUUUUUUUUUCAAAUAUAUAAAUAUAAAUAUGAAUAUAUUGCAUCUAAACAUUCAUUGAAGGUAAAAUUAUACACCGCUAUCUGUAAUGUAAAAUAAUUUACUUAUGGUGGAAAAUGUAGCACUUAGUCCCAAUAGUGUUAAUGGAUUUAGACACCAGUUCCUGUGUCAUUUUGACUCUCAUUUAUAGGACCUUCAGGAUAUUGAAUUAUUUAAUUUUUUUUGUUCUGUAGAUGGUUCCUUAUUUUUUUGAACAGGAUGUAGUAGUGCUACGUCACUUUUUAUUCGUCAUGUUCGAGCUUUGAAAGAAAGAUGUUGAAAUUCCACGUUUGCCAGCGGUUUUAUAAAGAUGAUGAAGCACAAAUAUGUCGUGACAGAAAUGUUCCUCCAAUUUUGAGAGUUGCUGAUUCAUUUUAUGCUCACUAUUGUUCAUUGUUAGUUAAGACAGAGCUGGCUGUGUCAUCAGUAAAAUAUCUACAAAGAUUACUGAAACAAGUGAAUGCAAGAGUGUUCAGUGUGUUAACCUGAGAAUGUAUUAAUGGCAGUGAUAUUUUAAAAGCAAUAUGAGAAUCAAAAUGAGAGACAACCAUCUUAUAACCCCUUUCCGCACUCGAAGGCAUCAUAUUUGUUUUGAUGCAAUCUGUAAACGAGUAUUUCAAAAUGUUCUGUUGUUUUAAAUGUAUGCCUGAGCACCUUUUAGCACCCAUUGAUGCCUCUUUACUCUGUUCCUGAUUAGCUGUGUUUGUCUUGCAGUUGUGUUGUGAUUCCUGUUUUAGGGACCAAAACUAGAAGUAUGUGUUGAGAAAGGUCAGUGAACACAUCUUUACUGUUACACUGCACCGUUUCAUGUCUUAUAUAAUGAAGCAGGGUAGGCAGUGCUUCAUCUGUAUCCUUAAAUAUGCUUGAAAACACUAUCAGUAGGGCUUUGACCAAAUAUUGAAAAUCUUCUUAGUUAAGUCUUGGAUCUUAGUUGGAUAUUGUGUUGUAUUUUCAAACCUUAUAGUUUGGUAGCGUCGUUUUAUUCCUCCCUUUUGCUUUUCAAUGGUCAUUACUUGAACUCUCAGAUUUUAGUUUCUUGAUUUUUUUUUUUUUUUUUUAAUUACUGGAGAACCUCUUAUUUUUGCUGGUUUAUUCACUGCCACAAUGAAAUAAUGAAAAUUGCAGAAAGCAACAAAAAUAAAUUAUAGUUUUUUAUUUCUUGUUUUUCAAAA